This is a messenger RNA of Striga hermonthica, 492 nucleotides long. The record is from the annotation of a GenBank genome assembly. Lineage: Eukaryota; Viridiplantae; Streptophyta; Magnoliopsida; Lamiales; Orobanchaceae.
AUGGCUUUGAGGACAGCGGUUGCUUACUGGAAAUCAAUGGCUGGUUUGCCGGGAAGUUCGAAAUUUACUACGUUGGGUGCUCCGAAGAUGAGCGCUUACGCCCCCACAGCAGACCAUUCCCUAGCCUCUGCAGAAGGCUUCAAGACCAAGUCAAAGAUGCGUGGAGAGUUCAUGGCUGUUUAUGUGUUGCUUGGCUUUAUAGCCCUGCAGAUGGGGUUCGGGGUGUUCACGGUGUUCCACCAGAUGGCCCGUGCCCCGAACGUGGCCCUGAAGAAGUCGAGAAGGGAGACUAUCCCGGAAGUUGUGGAGCCCGAGCGGGUGGCCGAGGAUGGGGAAAAGUUCAUCAAGCAGUCGUUUUUCCGCAAGAUUGCCCACAUUCAGGACUUCGACCGGCAGGAGAUCAUGGACGACCCCAUUCGUGGCGACGUUUUUGCCAGGCCCGUUCGUGUUGAGUCGUUGAAAGAUGUGGGAGUUGAGGUGAAACCUCAUUGA